AUGCAGGCAUUUUUUGAAACUAACCUCUCCCAGCUACAGAAGGCAGGUGGCAGCUCUCCGGUGGAAUUUGAGUGUAUUCACCCUGAGAAGAAGAGAAAGAAGAAGAGCUAUAAAAACUCUGGCAUUGUUCGAGUGAAGUCUUGCAAAAUUGAAAUGGAAUAUUCUUUCCUGGAUUACAUCAUGGGAGGCUGCCAAAUUAAUUUCAUUGUGGGCAUAGAUUUCACCGGCUCCAAUGGAGAUCCAAAGUCACCAGAUUCUCUUCACUAUAUCAGUCCAAAUGGGAUCAAUGAAUACCUGACGGCCAUCUGGUGUGUGGGGAACGUGGUACAGGAUUAUGACACUGACAAACUGUUCCCUGCCUUUGGGUUUGGAGCUCAAGUUCCUCCAGACUGGAAGGUAUCCCAUGAAUUUGCAUUGAACUUUAACCCUACAAAUCCCUAUUGCCAAGGAAUCCAGGGAAUUGUGGAUGCAUAUCGCCAGGCAUUGCCUCAGAUUCGUCUCUAUGGUCCAACAAAUUUCUCUCCAAUUAUAAAUCAUGUUGCCAGGUUUGCUGCUCAGGCAGCACAGCAAAAUACUGCUUCUCAAUACUUUGUCUUGCUGAUAAUCACAGAUGGGGAGAUCACCGAUCUGGACCAAACCAGGCAAGCCAUUGUCAAUGCCUCCAAGCUGCCCAUGUCUAUCAUUAUCAUUGGAGUUGGGAGCGCUGAGUUCAAUGCCAUGGAAUUCCUUGAUGGAGACGAUGGUGUUCUAAAGUCCUUGUCAGGGGAACCAGCUGCACGAGAUAUUGUCCAGUUUGUGCCCUUCAGGAGGUUCCAGAAUGCUCCUCGUGAGGCACUUAGCCAGUCAGUGUUAGCUGAAGUUCCUAAGCAACUGGUAUCCUACUUCAAGAUGCUUGGCCUGAAUCCCAUGAAGAUGCCUUCAGAAAAACAGCCAUAAAGCACAAUACCUUUCAUUUACAAGGAAAAGAAUACUGCAUAUAGAGCUUUCCAGUGAAUAGUCCUUUCCCCUAUGUAUUACUCUGCAUUCAAAACAAUAUUUCUGUACUUCCAACAUAUAUUGGGAAUAUGAUAUAUUUGCAGACAGUAUAUAGGAAUACUAGUGCUCUUGGCAGUUCUUAUUAGAAAAUUGACGAAUACCUUAUGGCCAAAUCCAUUUGCAUUCUGUCUACCUGCCCAUGCUGUGCAGCACACAAUCCUAGUGAAGAAUCUUGGGUUUGUUUGUUUUUUAAAAGUCAAGAUCCUAGCCCUUGAUUUAAAAGAAAGCUUUUUUAAUUUUAAUUUUUCUGCUGAAGUUGCAGAACCUGAAUGGAGCUUGGGACAUGGUUUUCAGAAGGUGGUGAAACUUCUUAUAUCACAAAAUGGCUGCUAAUGCUUGCUUCUGUCCCUUGCUGAUUUAUAUCCCAUUCCCUUAUUAUUAUUUAAUCUGCUCAACCCUUCACUGCAUUUUGAAUCAGUUGUGAAGGUUCAUUCAUAACAAAUUAUGAAAACACCAGAUAUUUGUACUAAAAUUACAAAAAAAAAAAA
Molecule: messenger RNA, 1523 nt
Organism: Podarcis muralis (Common wall lizard)
Lineage: Eukaryota; Metazoa; Chordata; Lepidosauria; Squamata; Lacertidae
Source: RefSeq, a predicted model, not a curated record